UCUACAUAAGCAAUACACACACACAGUGUAUCAGUUUCUCUCUCACAUACACAGUUAGUUAAAGCAGUCUUCCACACAUCCAUCAAAGAAGCAGCACAACGGCCUGCCUUCAAUUGCCUGGCCUUCCCUCCCUCUCCCACCUAUAUAUCUCCUCUCUCACAUAUAUAUGCAUACGCAUACACGCAUUCUCCGUCGCACUUCCACUUCCACUUCCACUUCCAAUUCCAAUUCCAAUUCCAAUUCCAAUUCCAAUUCCACCAAAUUAACCGAUCAAUGGGCCUACACAACCACCUCUCCGACCUCUCCUCCCAAUCAAUCCUCAUAAUCACCGCGGUUCUCCUCGGAAAAAGCUUCAGCUACCUCCAAUCCCUAAUCCUCACCUUCCUCCACAACCUCGGCCUCCUCUCGCCCCCUCCGCCCUUCCACGCCCUCAACGACGUUGUCGGCUCCGGCCUCGCCAGCCUCAUCGUCCUCUGCCACCAGCUCGCCGGCUGCUCCUACCCCAACCACCAGGAUCCGGACGCCGACUGCGCGGUGUGCCUCAACCGCCUCGCUCGCGGGGACCGCGUGCGCAGGCUCGCGUGCCGCCACGUCUUCCACAAGGAGUGCUUCGACGGCUGGCUCCACCACCUCAACUUCAGCUGCCCACUCUGCCGCGCUCCGGUGGUCUCCGACGACCACGUGGCAGACCAUCUGCUGGAUUGGCUCCCACCUCACGGCGCGUGAAUCGAAUUUCCCCCUUUUUUUAGCCCUAAUUUUUUUGUGAUCGCUUUCGGGGCCACAUUUGACUUUUUCCUUUGUUCUUUUUGCCUUUCCAAUUGAAAGUGGGAGGGUUUUGCAACUGUUUUUUCCAACUUUGGAAUAUGUUUACUUUUAAUUUUUUAAUAUGAAUAACUGUUUUUACUA
This is a messenger RNA of Salvia splendens (bonfire salvia), 906 nucleotides long. RefSeq names its product E3 ubiquitin-protein ligase RHA2A-like. Gene Ontology annotation, molecular function: ubiquitin protein ligase activity. Gene Ontology annotation, biological process: protein ubiquitination. The coding region runs from base 274 to 726 and encodes 150 amino acids. The record is from RefSeq and is a predicted model, not a curated record. NCBI's taxonomy places the organism in Eukaryota, Viridiplantae, Streptophyta, Magnoliopsida, Lamiales, Lamiaceae. The transcript has a single exon.